Molecule: messenger RNA, 866 nt
Organism: Hyaloscypha bicolor E
Lineage: Eukaryota; Fungi; Ascomycota; Leotiomycetes; Helotiales; Hyaloscyphaceae
Product: putative phosphoglycerate mutase family protein
Exons: 5
Coding region: 213-788 (191 amino acids)
Source: RefSeq, a predicted model, not a curated record
GCUGAGCUGAACACUCUGCAUGUGAUGCGCAUAUAUGAUCCUCCCAAGGCUCGCUUUCUCCUUUCUCAACUGAGCUCACUUUACUUCAUUAUUUCAUCCUCCUCUUCUUUUAUCUGAUCCAACACUUUUCUCUCUCCUAGUUCAUCAUUCAGAAUCCUCUUCACGAACAACACAACUUCACCUGCGAUCGUUUAUCACCCUCACCUCUGACAAUGACCCAUCCUAUCCUCUACCUAAUCCGGCACGGCGAGAAGCCCGAUAAGAUCAACGGCAAAGACCCUGACGGCCUCUCCGCCCAAGGGCAAGCACGCGCAGAGGGUUUGCAAGUCGUAUUCGGCAAGCAAAGCCCGUACAAUAUCAACUGUAUCAUUGCAGAGCAUCCAAAGAAAGAUGGCAGCCGAGACCGCCCAUACAAGACGGUCCUGCCUCUUUCCGAGGAACUCGGUAUUGAGAUCAACCAGUCGAUUGACCGGGAUGAUGCGCAUGGCGCAGCUGAUGCGGCGAAGGGGUAUAAUGGCCCUGGUAAUGUCCUGAUAUGCUGGGAGCAUGGUGUGCUUGGCAAGAUUGUGAGGGCGUUGGGCGUUAAGGAGAAAGUCGAGUAUCCAGGAGAGAGAUUUGAUAUCAUUUGGGAAGUGAAGUAUCCGUAUGGCACGUUGGAAUGGGCUGGCAGUGAGAAUGUGCCGGGUAUUGAUGGACCGCAGAAUCCUGCAGAGACGGGAAUUUUGCCUAGUGUCACUGGCGCUACCGAGACUGCUGCUUCUCUGGUCGAAGUUGUUCCAGCCAAGUAAGUAGGCCAACUCUACAGUGUGGAUUCACGACAGUUUAUAUACAUUACUUUUCCGAGAAGACCCUCAUUUCAACAAAAG